GUGACCAAAGUUCCAUAUUUGGGUGUUUGCUCUCUUUUUAGUACCGCAUCCUUGCAUGCUCCUUUAAAUUGGUUUCAUAUGUGUGCAGAAUUCAUUGACAGUCCCCAGGCAACCAUGCAGGUCAGGGGGAGGAGGUCUUCUCUUCCCUAGUGAGAAGACGUUUCCAUACUUUUUUUCUGACCUAAAAGCCUUCUUUGUGAGCGACGACCAUAAAUACCAGUGCAAGGCUGCUCAGUCUGCUCACAGCCUGCUGCAGUCUGCUGUCUCGUACUUCGUUUCCAGCAUGCAGAUCCUGAGCUGUGUACUCAUCUUGUCUUGCUGCGUUUGGGCAGCUGUUGCAAACAACCAGGAUGGAGAAAAUGCUGCUGAAGCAGGAAGGAGUAAAAUCACUGGUGAUGUACCCAUCCAGUUUGUAACAAAAACCAAAGACCGAUGUUCAAUGACCUUGACAGGUCAUGGGGAGCUGACCAGGCUGCGUGUCUCCUGCGUGGGCCAGGAGUCUUACUGGUGCGAGUAUGAGGGCAAGCCGGAAAUCUGCCGCAACUACAACACCAACCCUCGCCACUUCUUCACACAGAUCAUGUGGGAGCUGCGCAAGUUGAACAAUGCUUGCCAGGGCCCACGAAUCCUCAAGCCUACCAUGUGUAAGAAAGCGCCAGAUGAAUCUCAGAUGGUCAUCACUACUGAUUCCUCUGUUACUGUGGUACAGGCACCAGUAAAACCACAAACAACAGCUGUCAAGCAGGAUCAACCCAAACCUGAGCAGGCAAAACCUGAACCACCUACGAGCACACCACGUUCUGAUCAAGUUAAGCCAGAACAGAAACCAAACGCUGCAAGGCAAAAGCCAACUAGACAAAAGCCUGCGAAACCUCAACCAACAGGACCUCUACCGGUCAGACCAAAAGCCAAAACAGAGCCUGCAAAACCUGUGGCAUCUAAACCAGGCAUCAAAACAACAACAACACUAAAGAAGAUCUUGGCACCAAAGGCAGCUACACAAGCACCAACUACAACCACUCCACCACCCACAAGGUCAGCUGAGAGUCUGGCACAACAGUACUGCUGGCAUGGCAUGCAGGACUUUUGCACCAAAGUCAUCGGCUGGUUCACAAAAUAAAAUAAAUCCAUCUGGAAAAAAAACUUGAAAAUCCUCACACAGCAGCCUGGAGUGAUUCUGUUGAAAGGACAGAACUCAUAGAAAGCAGCAGAGUGAACAGUAUAUGUCAUUAAAAUGGAAGAGCUUUCUGAUGGAUGUGUCACAUAAACCCUCCGUCAUCAUAUAUAGAUGUCAGCUGCAGAUGCCUUGAUUCCACUGUACAAUCCCAGUGAAAUUUGCUCUCCAAAGAUGUCUAAUGUAAUAAACAGGAUUUUAUUUUUUACAUACUCAUUACCUCAUGUCUCACUCAGAUAACCUCAGGUACCUCUCAGACAUUUGUUAUAAAUGUACAGUUAGACAUACCUCUUCAGAGGCUUAGACAAAUUC
Molecule: messenger RNA, 1486 nt
Organism: Tachysurus vachellii
Lineage: Eukaryota; Metazoa; Chordata; Actinopteri; Siluriformes; Bagridae
Gene: fgfbp2a
Product: fibroblast growth factor binding protein 2a
Exons: 2
Coding region: 284-1120 (278 amino acids)
Biological process (GO): cell-cell signaling
Molecular function (GO): growth factor binding
Source: RefSeq, a predicted model, not a curated record